CCUCCUUUCUCCGUUUUUUUUCUUUUUUUUUUCUUUUGGAGGCGAUCUCUGGAGCCGGCACGCGAAUUUCCUUCGCCGGGAUCUGCUUUUCUGAGAGUGACCGUUGAGCAUUUAUAUCGAAGUUCAGCCUCUUCCCAACCUUUCACCUCUUUGCUUUUGGAAAGCGCGCCCCUUGGCCGCCUCUUCCCUGUCUGGAAGUGGCCUGACCCCCGCCGCUGACUUGGCCACCUUGUGCGCUGCGCGCUGCGAUUGUAUUGUUCGCCGCCUCCCCCCUGAAAGGGCUUGCUUGUUGCCAGCGUGGGAGAAAAAGGAAGGCAUCCGUAGGGAGGGAUGCCCAGCGGAAGGAGGGGUUGAGCGAUCACCUCCCCGCCACCAGCAAGAGCUCUUGAAAAGAGAGUACCGAGCGGCACGCGGAGACCGGCGGGACGCUGCUCCUCUUCUUCUUCUUUUUUCUUCCCUCCCUCAGCGGCGUCUGCAGGUUCCUUUCAGACGAGGAAGGAUUGGGGCAGGCGGCAAGGAUGCGUUUCUUCCCGGAGGGAUUUUGGCUACUGUGGGUCGCCGCGACCUGUUCGGCCAGGACUGAAGGUGGCAACAAAGCGAGGAGCUGCUCUGAGCUCCGGCAACUCUAUGGAGCGAAAGGAUUCAGCCCGAAUGUGGUUCCCCAGGCGGAGAUCUCCGGAGAACAUUUGAGAAUUUGCCCACAAGGUUAUACUUGCUGUACUAGUGAAAUGGAGGAGAACUUUGCCAACAAGAGCAGGAGUGAAUUUGAAGGCAUGUUGAAGGAGGCAACACGAUCGGUACAAAUAAUCUUCACAGCCCAGUACAAGAACUUUGAUGGUUACUUCCAGGAUUUGUUAAACAAGUCAGAGAAGGCACUUUAUGACACAUUUCCUGGUAUGUAUGGAGACCUUUAUCUCCAGAAUGUACACCUUUUCAAAGACUUGUAUAGUGAGCUGCGGCAUUAUUAUCGAGGUCCUAACAUUAACUUAGAAGAAGCCCUCAAUGAAUUUUGGACUCACCUGCUAGAGCGGCUCUUCAAGUUGAUGAAUCCCCAGUACCAGCUUCCGGAUGAAUAUAUGGACUGCAUAGUAAAGCACUCGGAGCAACAUAAGCCAUUUGGAGAGAUUCCAAGGGACCUGAAGCUCAAGGCAACAAGGGCCUUCAUUGCAGUCCGUUCCUUUGUGCAGGGACUUGGUGUGGGCAACGAUGUUGUCAGAAAGGUCUCUCAGGUCCCUCUGAGCCAGUAUUGCAAUCGCGCUAUUAUGAAGUUGAUAUAUUGUGCACACUGCCGGGGCAUGUCAAACAUUAAGCCAUGUAAUAGCUAUUGCCGUAAUAUCUUGAAGGGCUGCCUGGGCAAUCAUGCUGACCUGGACACUGAAUGGAAGAACAUGAUUGAUUCAUUACUGUUGGUGGCUGAUCGUUUUGAUGGACCAUCUAAUGUAGAUGUUGUAAUUGGUACAAUUCAUGUUAGGAUUGCUGAAGCCAUUUCAAACAUGCAAGAAAACAAAGAGUCUAUAACAGCCAAGAUUUUCCAAGGUUGUGGAAAUCCCAAACUCAGUACAAAAGCUGCCAAUGUGGAAGAUAAGAAGAGGCGGGGGAAAUAUGUCACUGAAGAUAAACCUUCUGGGCUUAGUUCAGAGAAAUUUGUUUCAGAUGCCAAAGGGAAGCUGAGGGAAGUAAGAGACUUCUGGGCUCUUCUCCCAACAACACUUUGCAAUGAAAAAAUAUCAUCUGGUUCUGUAAAUGAGGAUAGGUGCUGGAAUGGAAUGACCAAAGGCAGAUACCUUCCAGAUGUGAUGGGAGAUGGUCUAGCCAAUCAGAUCAAUAACCCAGAGGUUGAGGUCGACAUCACCAAACCGGACAUGACUAUUCGCCAGCAAAUCAUGCAGUUGAAGAUUAUGACAAAUCGAUUGCGCAAUGCAUACAAUGGAAAUGAUGUGGAUUUCCAGGAUACAAGUGAUGACAACAGUGGUUCUGGAAGUGGUGAUACCUGCCUGGAUGAAGUCUGUGGCAAAAGACUGUCCAAAAAUUCUAGCACCCGGCCACCAGAAAUACAUCCCAUGCCUAAACAGUCAGGACAAGGCAUUGGUGGAAAUAACAGCAAUGUACUUUUGCCAUCAUACUACCUUUUAUUACUUUCUUGCGCUGCUAUAGCAGCCCAGUAUCUGUGGCGGUAACUUGUUUGAGCAACUGCAAAAGAAACUGUAGUGGCUAAGUCUUAACUUUGCCAAAAUGGUGGACAUAUUUAAUUCAGCUUGAUUCAACUUGGCAAAAAUGAGAGAGACAAAAGUUCUUGAUGGUUUGUGAUAAUCUGGCAGUGCUACAGUUGGUUAUUUUUCCUUUUCUUCCUUCCUUCCUUCCUUUCUUUCAAAUAUUGGGCCUUUCCUUCUGUCCUUCAUUUUAAAAAGCCUUUAAUUUGCCAAAAAAGAGAUACCUAGGGUCUAUGACAGAUCUGACAGGUAGGUUUAAUGACCAGAAGAAAUAACCCCAACCCCCAAGGCAACACCAUUUGCAUUGACUGGAAUAAAAGAUAUGCAGUAUCUCAUAUUUUUAUUUAACUGUGGCAUCAUAUUUGGUUCAGAACAAUAUAUCUUUUUAAUUUAUACAUUUUCAGACUGCUCUAAAAAAGUUUCAGCUCAUAAUUUUCCAUUCACCAAAGGGAAAAGAGUCUUUCCUUUGCAGAGAUGUAAUAGUAUUAUUUUGUACGAUCACAAUUAACAUCUCAAUUAACAAAUGAAUUCUUUAUCCCAGAGUUUGGAAUGAAGGUCCUUAAUUUUUUUUAAAUUCUGCUAAAAGUAAUCAUUGCUACCAGCUAAUAUUAUUCCCACAUCCAUGGGAAUAGCAGUAAAAGAUGUGUGUAUUGCAGGAUCCUUUGGAAAUAGCUUUCAAAUAAAAAUAAUAAUAAUAAUACGGAACAGUAUACACAACACUGUGGUAAAGAAAGACAUGAGAGGAUGUCAUUCCCAAAAGCCUACUUUGAGUUACAGGAAGAAAAACUUCCUAUUUAAUAAGAUGACAAGCAUCAAUAUUUACCAAGGGAAUAAUGCAAAAAAAAAGUGAUUUUCAUGUGUGUGUAUCAUUACUUAUCCUGUAAAACUAGAAUUUGCAUGAAUUGGUGAACUUAGGGCCAAGUUAGAUACUGUCUAAAUAUAUAUCUAGAAAUUUGUUUAUCAAAAUCUCUACUAUCUGAAAUUUUCUUGGAAACCUGCUCAGAAUUAUGUUGGUGGAAAGAGUAAGCAGACCAAAACUAUCCAUAUUUUGGCUUAAUUAAUUUGGUGCCUAUCAGAGAGAAGUCCAAUCACAGAUUUACGUGUGUGUGUGUGUAUGUGUGUGUGUGUACAAUUCUCUGCCUUGGGUCCUGAGAUUUACUUCUAAGCAUUUUUUUUCUGUUUUCCAAAUUCUAUCUAACCAACCUUACCAUUUUGACUGAAUACUAGGAAGACCUUGAAAUGAAUUAACUUUGUUAAUUCACUUUAAUUCAUUUCAUAAAUUCUCUUUGAGAAUCAAGUGAUGUGAAAACAUAACUUUUAUUCAAAAUAUAUAGGCUUCUCAUAAAUGCUGAAAUAUUUCUGUCUUAAAGCAAAAAACAACAACCUGAAAGUUGUGUUUCUUAUGACAGCAGUCAGAGAUAGAAACUAUUAUCAAUUCUGAAACUUUCCUAGUUACAAAUAAGGAAACCAUUUCUAGCAUCUUAGCUAAAUUCAAUGGGAUGAGACAGAGGGUAGAGACAAAUACAUUCAGUUGAAGGAUUCUGGUUCUGCUUUGUUAAUUAUUGGGAAAAAUUAGUUCCCUAAUCAUCCCAUUCAGUACUGGAGGCUCACUGAGAAUUGAAAACUUGAUUAACAAACAGCAAUGCCAGAAGGAAUUCUUUGUAACAAAAUACAUCUAGUUUUGUACACAUUGUUUAAAUCCCUGUGAGUAAAACAGUACUCCCUUCCACUUUCAUUACUGAUUUAGUCUAUUUAAAACGUUUUUUAUUUUCAGUUACAUUAUUCUUUAACUGAAUGUGUUCGUAAAGAGAAUACAUAUGAGGCAUGGAAAUCAAAUAUCCUGCCUUCUUUGAACAUGCUUGAAUGCAAGAGAAAGUGGAAAGUGCCACAUUGAAUUAGUGUUGUAAAUGUAUGUCUGUAAAUACACAAAGAAAUAAACUGCUAUACAUCAUGCAGGGGAAAAAAUAUUUGCCAUUUCCUUCUCUGAAUGAAAAUCUGCCAACUUGCUGGAGAGCUGUAAACUCAAAACAGUUUGGAGCCUUUUCUAAGACUCAAACUACAUGUGAUGUUAACAGUGUAUUGUUUUUUAGAAACCUGAAACCUCCCUGAAUCAUUUCUUUAAAAAAAAAGGAAUAUUUAAAAAAAGAGGUGGAAAGUUGAAGGAUUAUUCAUGCUUUAAAAAUGAUUUAGAAGUCUUUGUGAUAUGUGGGAAUAUGAACACAGCACUUCUUUAAAGUAGCUGCAUCAUUUUGGGGGGCUUUCCUAUUAACUUGAUAAAGCACAACUGUUUUAAUUAGAGAUACACAUCAGCAUUGCUUUAACAGAAUAAUUCAUUAAAACAGCAAAAAGCAUGAAAAAAAGACACUGCCACUUUGAAGAAGUGGUGCACAUAUUCCCGCACAUUCUGAAGCAUCUCUUUAAAAUCAUUGCUGAAGCAUAAUGAGUCCUAGAAAAGAGCGAAGUGAGGUACAUCCUUCUUCACUAGCUGAAAGACCAAAUGAAAUGAAAUUAUGGCCAGCAACAAAAAGGAGUAUCCUGCCUUGCAUAUACUUUAUGCUCUUCAAUCUAGCAUCAAUUCUCUGCUUGAUAUAAAAUUGGACAGCCUGAUUUAAAUGAGUCUUCCACCAUUGCCCAUCAUUUGAGCCCCAGUCUUCUGUCAUAGAAUAACAAUUUUUUAAGGUUUAUUUUGUUAUGGCAGUACUACAUUUUGGUAUUAAAUGCAUUUACACCACAAGGUGUAAUCUGUUUCAAGUCCCUUGAAACAGAAAUGAGUCAUGGAUGUAUAACAUAUUUUUCAUGUGCCAUAAUGUCUGUUUCAGAAAGAGAAAGGGGUCAACAUAAGGUUUAAGAUCAUUGCUAUUUAUCC
Molecule: messenger RNA, 5076 nt
Organism: Pseudonaja textilis
Lineage: Eukaryota; Metazoa; Chordata; Lepidosauria; Squamata; Elapidae
Gene: GPC1
Product: glypican 1
Biological process (GO): regulation of protein localization to membrane; negative regulation of fibroblast growth factor receptor signaling pathway; cell migration
Cellular component (GO): plasma membrane; synapse; cell surface
Molecular function (GO): fibroblast growth factor binding
Source: RefSeq, a predicted model, not a curated record